Molecule: messenger RNA, 321 nt
Organism: Necator americanus (New World hookworm)
Lineage: Eukaryota; Metazoa; Nematoda; Chromadorea; Rhabditida; Ancylostomatidae
Exons: 2
Coding region: 1-321 (106 amino acids)
Source: RefSeq, a predicted model, not a curated record
AUGCCGCUGUGCAUCACCUUCAUCGUCUCGGAGAAGGCCUUUGACUCAGUUGAGUCAUUAAGCCUUGGACAGCUAGGCGGUCCCUAUACAGUACAUAGAGCCGAAUCUGAAAAGACGAUGUUCAUGCGAAACGGAUGGAUCUCGGAUGCUCCAUUUACGCUCAACGGAAUAUCCGAUUGUACUUGCUACGGAAAUGAGCAUGAUGCACGACCUGACCCCCAAGCUGGGCAGAAAGAGACGAGCGGCAUGGGGAGCGCACAAGAGCAUCGAGGAUGUAGUGGAGAAGAUCAGGAACACCCAGCUGCGUGCUCACUUCUUUAA